GAAUUUUCCCCUGACAUCCCCCUAAACCUGUCUAACUCACCCCUGUCCUGCUGUGUCCCCUUUUUGGCACUGCUGGGAGCAGAGCAGUCACUCUCCGUGCUGUGUCCCUGCAGAGCACUGCUCCCAUGGCCACGCCGGACGUCAGUGUGCACAUGGAGGAGGUGGUGGUGGUGACGACGCCGGACACGGCAGUGGAUGGCAGUGGGGUGGAGGAGGUGAAGACAGUACUGGUCACCACCAAUCUGUCCCAGCAUGGCAGUGACAUAAAUGAGGACACUCUGGAGACAGAAAACGCAGCUGCUGCGGCCGCUGCCGCCUUCACAGCAUCCACACACCUGAAGGAAGCAGUGCUAGUGAAGAUGGCUGAAGACGACGACAGCUUGGAGGCAGAGAUCGUGUACCCCAUCACCUGUGGGGACAGCAAAGCCAACCUCAUCUGGAGGAAGUUCGUGUGCCCCGGGAUCAAUGUGAAGUGUGUGCAGUUCGACGGACACCUCAUCAGCCCCAAGGAGUUUGUGCACCUGGCAGGAAAGUCCACUCUGAAGGACUGGAAACGGGCGAUCCGGAUGAAUGGGAUCAUGCUCCGGAAGAUCAUGGACUUGGGGGAGUUGGAUUUUUACCAGCACACCAAGGUCUGCUCCAACACGUGCCGGAGCACCAAGAUUGACCUGACCGGUGCCAGGGUGUCCCUGAGCAGCCAGACCUCCACGGAGUACAUCCCUCUCACUCCUGCUUCCACAGAUGUGAACGGAUCCCCAGCUACAAUUACCAUAGAAACAUGUGAGGAUGCCAGCGAUUGGACCACCAGCAUUGGAGAUGACACCUUUGCGUUCUGGCGAGGCCUGAGGGACGCAGGUCUCCUGGAUGAUGUCAUCCAGGAGUUCCACCAGGAGCUGCUGGACACCAUGCGGGGUUUGCAGCAGCGGGCACAGGACCCCCCCUUGCAGCUGGGAGAUGCUGUCCUACUCAACAAUGUGGUGCAGAACUUCAGGAUGCUGGACCUGGUCAAGAAAGUCCUGGCCAGCCACAAGUGCCAGAUGGAUCGCUCCAGAGAGCAGUACACACGGGAUCUGGCAGCUCUGGAGCAGCAAUGUGAUGAGCACCGCAAGCGUGCCAAGGAGCUGAAGCACAAAUCACAGCACCUCAACAACGUGCUGAUGACUCUGACUCCCGUCUCUGUCCCCACACCUUUAAAACGCCCUCGCCUCACCCGGGCCACCUCCGGACCGGCUGCCAUCACCUCCCAGGUGCUGUCCCAGCCGGCGCAGAUCGCCGUCACCCCGGCCGUGCCCAUGUCCCAACUCACCAGCCUGCCUCUGGGCAAAGUGGUCUCGACUCUCCCAUCCUCAGUGUUGGGUAAAACCCCAUCCCAACCGCCUGCCGCCAGCUCUCCAGCCUCCCCGCUGCUGGGUGGCUACACUGUACUGGCCUCUGCUGGCAACGCCUUCCCCGGUGCGGUGGAAAUCCACCCGGACGCUCCCAACGUGACGGUGCUGAGCACGGCGGCAGCGACAGCUCAGGACAGCAGCACAGUUGUGAAGGUGCUCAGCCCUUUCCAGCUGCUGGCGCUGCCGGGGCUCGGUGCUGCCAUCCAGAACGUGACACAUGUGGGUGGUGGUGGUGCGGUGCUCAGCGUGCCCUCCGAGGGUCCCACGGCCGAGCACACCGCUGCCAUCGAGGUGACGGCGGUGGCUGAUGAAGCAGAGCAGAAGUGAAGGAGAGGGCCCUGCCUGGAGGGGACAUUCGUCACGGCGCUCGGGGGAACGGCCUUGGGUCUGCGUGGUGCAAUGAGGGGCGUGGGUUAAGGAGGCUCAGGGCGGCUGGAGCUGGGAGCGUGGAGGUGUGCUGGGCAGGCAGCGAGGGAAGGGAGGAUGCCUGGAGGAGAUGAGGGCAGCAGAGUGCUCUGCCCUGAUGGGAGGAGGACUGGAAAAAG
Molecule: messenger RNA, 1933 nt
Organism: Meleagris gallopavo (turkey)
Lineage: Eukaryota; Metazoa; Chordata; Aves; Galliformes; Phasianidae
Source: RefSeq, a predicted model, not a curated record